AUGAGCACGAGUACUUUUUCCGGACCACUCGGCGGCAACGGCAACGGCCCGGACGUCAUCGAAAUCAGCAGCGACAGCGAGCAUGAUGCGGCUCCCGGCCCCCAAGCCAUGGAAGGCAGCCUUAAGAUCAAAAGCGCGAGCCGGCAGGCGCCCUUUGGCCGGGGCACGCAGACGAUUGUCGAUACGUCGGUCCGCCGCACGUGGGAGCUGGACGCCUCUUGCUUUCGACUGUCCAACCCGGACUGGGCGGCGUUUCUCGACCGCGCGCUCCUCGGGCCCGUGGCCGCACGGCUCGACAUGCGCGGCGUGAGGGCCGAGCUGUAUAAGUUGUUGCUGUACGAGCAAGGCUCCUUCUUCAAACCCCACAAGGACUCGGAAAAGGCCCCCGGCAUGGUGGGCACCCUCGUCGUGGCCCUACCGUCCCAGCACGCCGGCGGCGAGGUACACCUGUCGCUUGCCGGGUCCAAGGUCAUUCUGCAGACGAGCACGGAGUCCCAAUCGCAUGUGACGGCCCUGGGAUGGUACUCGGACGUGACCCACGAGGUCAAGCCCCUAGCAUACGGCUACCGCCUCGUGCUGACGUACAAUCUCAUCAGCGCGGGCGACGGCGGUCUCGCCGCAACGACCCGAAUGACGCGGGAGGCCGAGCGCCUCCGCGAACGCCUCCUCGCCUGGCCGCGCGCCUCCGCGAACGCCUCCUCGCCUGGCCGCGCGCCUCGCGGUGGAACAAGCUCGGACAUGGCCGUGGGCCAGGCGCUGCGCCGCGCGUGCGCCGCGAGCGGACACGUCCUGCUCCUCGCCAAUAUGACACGCACGUUCGAGGUCGAGGUGGCAAUGUACGGGGACGACGAGAGGACGCCGAUCGACGCGCUGACGGGGUACGUCUACACGUGCGACGGGGAUUUUGUCACGGACGAGAUCUCUAUUGCGCAGGCUGAGAUUCUGGGGCCGGGUCUCCCGCAAGACCGGAAGCCCGAUAGCUGGGAUGAGGGCGAGUAUCUAGGGAAUUACGGAGGGCCAGACACCCAUCGCUACAAUGAUACGAUACGGCCUCCUAGUGCCGGACAUCGACCCCUCGUGCACCUCGCCUGCCGAGAGCUCGAGCGCGCCGACGGCCCCACCGAGACCGCCAGAGCCCCUCUCGUCAAAUUCAUGGGCCAGGCCAUGGAUGCUAUGGCUCCGGGAGGCCAAGCCCGCCUCACGCCGGCCUAUAUUGCCGAAACGGCCAUCAAGGUCGGCGAGCUGGAGCUAUACCGGGCGGCGGUCGCCAAGGGCAUGGGCGUGAAUCGGACAAAGGGCCCGCUGCUGGGGGCCAUCUGUAAAUUGGCCGUCGCGGAUUGUCCGCCCGGACACGUUGAAGACAUUGACUGGUUAAAGUGGUUCGGUGAUGUGGUCGUAGUGUCGGCCAAUCUCUUUGAAGAUCUAGACCUCAUCUCGUCCAUGCUGAGCGAAGACGUUCGAGAUUCAUUCAACGCAUUUAAACCCCAAGCCCUCGAUGCCGCUCUCGAGCUCCGCCAAAGCCUAACCCUCCAAGACCACGACCUGAUCAUCAGCAUAAUCCUCAAGCGCUACAACCACACCGGCUGGAUUGAAACCACGCGCAAAACCGCCGCGGCCCAGCACGCUUUCGCCCGCUUCACCGCCUUUAUCCGCAAAGGGCUCGCGCUCGGCCUCGCCUCGGAGGUGGGAGCCCUCCUCGAGGAGAGUUGCGCCGAGUUCAUCGACAAGGAACCCCGGCGGCCCAAACCCUGCGGGCCCGACAUCACUACGCACUACGAGACGCUCCUCCUCGGGCUCGCGGGAUUGGUUGGGUCACCGGAGCCCGGCACUGCGCUCCCGCUCUCACUCCAGCCCACGCCCGCCGUCCGACAGCUCGCCCGGUCCCUCCUCCUCGACUUUAUCCUGCCCAAGCAAGUCCCCGCCUACCCGGAACGGCUACCUGGCUGGGCCCACCGCCCCAUCUACUGCCCGUACCGGGCCUGCCAAGACUGCGCGCUCCUCAACGCGUUUGCGCAGUCCGAGACGGAGCAGGUCGGGCGCUUCACCAUGGUGCAGAAGCGCCGCGCUCACCUCGAGGGCCAGCUUGCCUCCGAGCUGUACGCCUGGGACACGGACAGGCAGCCGGGCAGCAAGGCCCUCACCCUCGUAGUGACCAAGCGAGGCACCGAGCAUGAUGUCCUCGUCCAACAGGCCGACCGCAUGCUUGCCACCAGGCAGGCGGCGGUGGGCAAGUUUUGCAACGAGGGCGUGCGCCUACUCCUCGGGGACGAGGAUUACCGGGCUAUUGUGCUCAUGGAGGGCUAUAAGCGGGAACGGGAGCGGGCGGUAGUGGGCGGAGUGAAGCGGGAGGCUCCUGCUGAGGAAGGAGAGCGGCGGUUGGCUAGGAGAGUAAGGUCAUGA
This is a messenger RNA of Parascedosporium putredinis, 2400 nucleotides long. The record is from the annotation of a GenBank genome assembly. NCBI's taxonomy places the organism in Eukaryota, Fungi, Ascomycota, Sordariomycetes, Microascales, Microascaceae.